Molecule: messenger RNA, 2794 nt
Organism: Capra hircus (goat)
Lineage: Eukaryota; Metazoa; Chordata; Mammalia; Artiodactyla; Bovidae
Product: histone H3.3
Exons: 4
Coding region: 146-556 (136 amino acids)
Cellular component (GO): nucleosome
Molecular function (GO): protein heterodimerization activity; DNA binding; structural constituent of chromatin
Source: RefSeq, a predicted model, not a curated record
CAUAGGGGGGCUUAGCGCGCAGAGCGGUUUGGUCGUUCGUUGGGGAGACUUCGUCCAGUGUUUCAGCUACUGCGGCUCUUUGGGCAGCAGCGGCGGCGCGGUGGUCGGAGAAGCGGCCUAAAACUUCGGCAUUAAGUAAAAGAAAAUGGCCCGAACUAAGCAGACUGCUCGUAAGUCAACGGGUGGGAAAGCGCCCCGCAAGCAGCUGGCCACCAAAGCGGCCAGGAAAAGCGCCCCCUCUACCGGCGGGGUGAAAAAACCUCAUCGCUACAGGCCCGGGACUGUUGCGCUUCGAGAAAUCCGUCGUUACCAGAAAUCCACCGAGCUUCUGAUCCGGAAACUGCCUUUCCAGAGGUUGGUGAGGGAGAUCGCCCAGGAUUUCAAGACCGACUUGAGGUUCCAGAGUGCCGCCAUCGGCGCGCUGCAGGAGGCAAGCGAAGCGUACCUGGUGGGUUUGUUUGAAGAUACUAAUCUGUGUGCCAUCCACGCUAAGAGAGUCACCAUCAUGCCCAAAGACAUCCAGUUGGCUCGCCGGAUACGGGGAGAGAGAGCUUAAGUGAAGGCAGUUUUUAUGGUGUUUUGUAGUAAAUUCUGUAAAAUACUUCGGUUUAAUUUGUGACUUUUUUUGUAAGAAAUUGUUUAUAAUAUGUUGCAUUUGUACUUAAGUCAUUCCAUCUUUCACUCAGGAUGACUGCGAAAAGUGACUGUUCACAGACCUCAGUGAUGUGAGCACUGUUGCUCAGGAGUGACAAGUUGCUAAUAUGCAGAAGGGAUGGGUGAUAUUUCUUGCUUCUCAUGAUGCAUGUUUCUGUAUGUUAAUGACUUGUUGGGUAGCUAUUAAGGUACUAGAAUUGAUAAAUGUGUACAGGGUCCUUUUGCAAUAAAACUGGUUAUGACUUGAUCCAAGUGUUUAACAAUUGGGGCUGUUAAGUCUAACCAUACAUCACUGUGAUAGAAUGUGGGCUUUUUCAAGGGUGAAGAUACAAGUCUUAACCACAGUGUAACUUACAGUUUCCUUAAAAAAAAAAAAAAAGUAAACCUGGCAGCUAUAGAAUACACUAUGUGCAUUUAUAAUAGCUAUUUUAUAUAUUGUAGUGUCAACAUUUUUAAAUUAAAUGUUUUACAUUGACAUGUGGUGGGGAGUGUUGUCUUUAAGGUGUGUAAUUUAGAGUUCGAUUGGUUUUCCCCUGAGUAGACUGCACUUGUUUACGUAGUAAAAUGCUUUUCGCGUUAUACCUUGCAUAAGUCCUCAUUCUACCACAUGUUAAACUAAUCUAGCUGAUAAUGCAAACACUAACGGGGAGGGGGAUUUAUUUAUAAGGGCUCUAGACUAUAAUACAAGUUACUCACACCAGCAUCAUCUGUUACUAAAUAUAGUAGUUAGUGCAGCUUUUCUUUGUGUUGUGAUUGGUCUCAUAACUAGGUUGAACUUUUCUCUACCAAGGAGGAACAAUACCGAACUUUUUUUCCUUGUGGGGUUUGUAUUAUAAUAACUGUUAGGGUAAACUUGCUGUUGGGGAGGGACACAGCUUCAGCUUAUUGAACCUCUGCCAGUUUAAAUGGUGUUCAUGUGGCAUAGGUUCUGGGAAAAUCACUUCAUAGAGAUGGCUUUCCAAGUGGUUUUAAAAUUUAUCCUUCUAUUGAAGUUUUUAGGUCAAUUAUGUAUGUUGACUAAAUUUACAAAUAAAACUUGUUUAUUCAACUAAGUGUCAAAAACCUAAAUUGAGUACAAAGCUUUUAAGUUUAGCUGAUUUCAAGUUUUACUUGAUAGCAAAAGCAGUAUUUAGAAGAAUAAUUCUACAAAGCAUGUAAACAGUCCUCUAGAAGCUUUUUAAAAAUGCUAUGACAACAUUUUUGCAGUGUGGGCCUGUGACUAAAAGGCGGCUUCCCUGCCUACCCGUAUCUGUCGAGGAAAGGAAAUUUAAUUCUAGAACUCAAAUUUGGGGUUUGUUCCUGAACCUAUUUGUGAAGAACGUUUAUAGAUUUUUUAUUUUUUAAUUGAAGGAUAAGUGCUUUACAGGAUUUUGUUUUUUAACAUCAAUAUGAAUCAGCCGUAGCUGUAGGUGUAUAUAUGUCCCCUCCCAGUAUAGACUUUUUUAUACAGUGAGUUACAACAAGUGCCCACAGGUGUAGAACUCGGUUUAAGUCUAAGCUGCCUUUUCAGUGUGAAACUAGUGUUCCUAACCAGUGAUGGCCACCAGUGAAAUGUUAAUAUGGGCACAAGAACCACAGGAGUCAGACAGACGCAUUCUGUAUAAUUUGAAGUCAGUGGCUAUAGAAAGAUACUUAUACUCUGAUACAGUUCAGUGGGAUUUAAAUUUGGACUAGUUUCAGAUAUUAAGGGUUAAGAGGUUCCCUUGGAGUUAGAUUAGGAUUGAGAAUUUGAUAGUUUUUAUGAGGUGCCAAAAGCGGAAUCUGAUAGAGUAUAAACGUUUCCUAGAAGGUCCGUCAUAACCAGUUCUGACAGUUGAUUCAUUGUGUUCCUGAAGAAUGUUGAAAUCCUAGCCAGUGGAAUGUGUGGUGGUGGGAACCCUGUCCAGUGGUGGUGAGGCUCGUUGAGAACCACUCAAGUGGUUGACGCUUUUGCCCUUGCCUGAAGUGUGCAUCCUGAGGUUGAAUUUUAUUGGGCAGCUUGGAAUCUGCUGCUUAAAUAGUAGAGCUUGCGCUUGCAGAGUUUAUUUUUAACCCAGAAGGCGAAAAGUACUUUCUGGUUUUGGGAAACUUCCCAUAUGUUUUAUCCCUGGGUUUAGGUAGUGCGAAAAAAGCAAACAAAAAUAAAAGUUUUUAAAGUUCA